Messenger RNA from Pantherophis guttatus, 4981 nucleotides. RefSeq names its product RAS p21 protein activator 3 (gene RASA3). Lineage: Eukaryota; Metazoa; Chordata; Lepidosauria; Squamata; Colubridae. Gene Ontology annotation, molecular function: GTPase activator activity. The record is from RefSeq and is a predicted model, not a curated record. Gene Ontology annotation, biological process: negative regulation of Ras protein signal transduction; intracellular signal transduction; regulation of GTPase activity.
UCGUCUUCCCCAGCGGGGGCGAAGUGGGGGCGGUCGUGCGUCUUUUCCCCCUCUAGUUCGGGGCGCGUGGCGCAUUGCAUUUGCCCGGCGGCGCCCUCCCUCCCCCCCCCCUCAGCCUAGCGGAGCCGGGCUCGCUCUCCGUCGCGGCUGCAAGCAUGGCGGUGGAAGAAGAGGGGCUCCGGGUGUUUCAGAGCGUCCGGAUCAAAAUAGGGGAAGCUAAGAAUCUUCCUACGUAUCCAGGGCCAAAUAAAAUGCGGGAUUGUUACUGUACAGUAAACUUGGACCAGGAAGAAGUUUUCAGGACCAAAAUAGUGGAGAAAUCACUAUGCCCUUUUUAUGGAGAAGACUUUUACUGUGAAAUUCCACGGAGUUUUCGACAUCUGUCAUUUUACAUUUUCGAUAGAGAUGUUUUCCGCAGGGAUUCAAUCAUUGGAAAAGUAGCAAUUUUGAAGGAAGAUUUGCAGAAAUAUCAUAAUCGAGACACUUGGUUUCAACUGCAACAUGUUGAUGCUGAUUCAGAAGUGCAGGGAAAGGUCCAUCUAGAAUUGAGACUAAGUGAAGUCAUAACAGAUACUGGUGUGAUUUGCCAUAAACUUGCUACACGAGUUCUAGAAUGCCAAGGACUUCCGAUUGUGAAUGGCCAGUGUGAUCCUUACGCAACAGUUACAUUAGCAGGACCAUACAGAUCUGAAGUCAAAAAAACUAAAGUUAAAAAGAAGACAAACAAUCCACAGUUUGAUGAAGUAUUUUAUUUUGAGAUUACUAGGCCAAGCAGCUAUAGCAAGAAAUCUCACUUUGAAAUUGAAGAUGCUGAUGAAGUUGACAAGAUGGAAAUCAGAGUUGAUCUUUGGAAUGCAAGCAACUUGAAGUUUGGAGAUGAAUUUCUGGGAGAGUUGAGGUUGCCACUCAAAUUUCUUCGACAGUCCAGCUGUUAUGAAGCAUGGUAUUUCCUGCAGCCCAGAGUUAAUGGCAACAAAACACUGAAACCUGAUGACCUAGGUUCCUUGCGGUUAAAUGUGGUUUACACAGAAGACCAUGUCUUUCUUCCAGAGCAUUACAACCCCCUUAGAGACCUCUUAUUAAAAUCUGCAGAUGUUGAGCCUGUUUCAUCAUCAACUGCCCACGUACUGGGUGAAGUCUGCAGAGAAAAACAGGAGGCAGCCAUACCUCUGGUUCGACUCUUCCUCCACUAUGGCAAAAUCGUGCCUUUCAUUAGUGCAAUUGCAAAUGCAGAAAUAAAAAGGACUCAAGAUCCAAAUACCAUUUUCAGAGGAAACUCAUUAACUUCCAAGUGCAUUGAUGAAACCAUGAAACUAGCAGGGAAGCAUUAUCUUCAAGUCACACUGAAGCCUAUUAUUGAUGAGAUCUGCCAACUCCAUAAACCUUGUGAAAUUGAUCCAGUAAAGUUGAAAGAUGCUGAAAAUUUGGAAAAUAAUAGGGAAAAUCUUAGGCAGUAUGUAGAUCGAAUUUUCACAGUUAUUACAAAAUCUGGGGUCAGUUGCCCUACAGUGAUGUGUGACAUCUUUUUUUCAUUGAGGGAAUCAGCAGCUAUACGUUUCCAAGACGACCCAGAUGUGAGGUACACAGCAGUAAGCAGCUUUAUUUUUCUGAGAUUCUUUGCUCCUGCAAUUCUUUCUCCAAACCUUUUUCAUCUUACACCGCAUCACCCAGAUCCACAAACUUCAAGAACUUUGACACUGAUCUCUAAAACCAUACAAACAUUGGGCAGUUUAUCAAAGUCUAAGUCUGCUAGUUUCAAGGAAUCAUAUAUGGCUAUAUUUUAUGACUACUUUAAUGAGCAAAAAUAUGCAGAUGCAGUAAAAAAUUUCUUAGAUUUGAUUUCAUCCUCCGGAAGGAGAGAUCACAAAAUUAUAGAACAACCAAUACUACUUAAAGAAGGGUUUAUGAUCAAAAGGGCACAAGGCAGGAAAAGAUUUGGCAUGAAGAACUUCAAGAAGAGGUGGUUUCGGCUCAGCAAUCAUGAAUUUACCUAUCAGAAAAGCAAAGGUGAUCAUCCAUUAUGCAGCAUUCCAAUUGAAAACAUUCUGGCAGUAGAAAAGUUGGAAGAAGAAUCCUUCAAAAUGAAAAAUAUGUUCCAAGUGAUUCAGCCUGAAAGAGUGCUCUAUAUUCAGGCCAAUAAUUGUGUUGAGGCCAAGGACUGGAUUGAUAUCCUCACCAAAGUUAGCCAGUGUAACAAGAAACGGCUCACUGUCUACCAUCCUUCUGCAUAUCUAAAUGGGCACUGGCUGUGCUGCAAAUCUAUAGCAGAUAAUGCUCCUGGUUGUACUCCUUGCACUGGGGGUCUACCAGCAAAUAUACAAUUAGACAUCGAUGGGGAUAGAGAAACAGAACGCAUCUACUCCCUAUUCAAUCUAUAUAUGACCAAACUGGAGAAAAUGCAAGAGGCUUGUGGCAGCAAAUCAGUAUAUGAUGGGCCAGAGCAAGAAGAAUAUUCAACUUUUGUCAUUGAUGAUCCUCAAGAGACCUAUAAGACACUAAAACAGAUUAUAGCAAAUGUUAAAACCUUAGAACAGGAACAUGCCCAGUACAAGAGGGAUAAGUUCAAGAAGACAAAAUACGGAAGCCAGGAACACCCCAUUGGUGACAAGAGCUUCCAAAGUUACAUAAGGCAACAGUCAGAAAUCUCAGCUCAUUCCAUUUGAAGUCUGAAGAAAGUUAUUAGAUGGUGUAGCUGAAGGACUGAAGAAAGAGAAAAGCCACCUGUAGCAAGAUGUACAUAUCAAAUGUCAAGCUUGCGGAGGCUUGCUAAGUGUUUUCUCUCUCUCCAAGAACUAUUACAAUUGUUGCUAUGCACUUUAUUCAUCUGGUGUUAACAGAUGAAGGAACUCUGCCUUCUAGGUGGUUUUCAUCAUAUGUGUUGUUCUGCAUUUUUAAAAGUGUUGCUCUGGUUUCUUGGAAUCUAGCGAUCAGUUCAAUGAUCAAAGCCUGUGGACUUCAUAUUGACAACUUCCACACUCCUUUUACAUGGCUGAGAGCCUUUUUCUAGAUUUCUAAUUUUUGAUGGCUGAUUAGGGGCUACUUUGCAUUAUGCCACAGAGCAAUUAGGAAAAGCUUUGCAGCAUUUGCUUUUUAAUGAAGCGAAGCCCAGUUGGUUAUAGAUGUAAUCUCUCCUCACUGGAGCUUGCCUUGACCCUAAGAAGACUGAACAACAGGGUAUUUUGUUAGCAUUAGCAUGAUAUUAUUGGUUUAAGAAGAACUGGCUUCUAAAAAGAAAGUCUACUAUUUAAUGGUACUCCCUGGAAUUUUUUGAUACAAAAUUGUUUCCACUAAAGCAAUCAAUUUCUAUUUUUUUUCCUAUAAACUUAAAAUGUUAUAAACCUGAAUAAAUACAUAUUCAAACAACUUAAGUAUGUAUAAUACAAGAAUGCUCAUAGAGUAGUUGCAAAAACAAUGGUUUGAUUAUCAGAAUUAACGAUUUUCUACUAUUUAAGGGCCAUUUCAAAUGCAAUACAUUUCUUACAUCUGUAAUAUUCCCAUGUAAGAAAUAAAAUCAACUGUAAGCAAUUUCUCAGUGAGUGAAGUGAGCACACACUUUUUUUUUUUGAUGAUAUUUACAGAUGAAAUUAGAGAUAAAAAUUAAUCAAUGAAAAGUUGACUUAAUAAGUAGUACUGUAGGUGACCUCACUAGGUUCUUCCUCAGGGAAUUUGGAAAGCAAAGAAUGGCUAUAGUCUCGGACACAAAAACCUAUUUCUUCUCUAGCAAGGUUGACUGCAACAUACUAAAACAUUUCAGCAAGGACUAGAGACAAAGAUUUUUUUACGAGAUGGUUUGCACAACCUACACAGAAGUAUUAUCGAUGUAGGAAAACAUUCCAUAUGAAACAGACAAGACGGCCGAGCUAUAAUGUAAUAUUAACUCUUCAUGCUCCCUUAAAGUUGCAAGAUAAGGUGUUAGCAGCAAGAUAUCAGUAAAGAGAUCUUAACAGAAAGUUAUGGAAGCUUUAUACUGAAUGUUGCAUGAGGCCGAAGUUCCUGUUCUCCUCGCACUACCUGAUUGUUAUGUAUAAGCAUUUAAACAAGAACUAUUUCAAGAGCUGUGAGAUAAUGCAUCUUCAAUAAUGAAAGAUAUGUUAAGUUUGGGUUGUUUUCAUCACAUUAACAUACAGUUGUUCUUUGUUAAUAUGUUAUGAGUAGAUGCAGAGCAUAAAUUUUUUUAAAAAAAAUCAAGAUGACAACCACACAAUCACAAUCUUGACCUUUUAACAUCCCCUCUCCACAGAUUCCCCUGAAUAGGUGAAAUGGAAUGUGUGGUGUACCUCAUGAAUGCAAAUAAAUAUUGUUGGGGGGGGGUUGGUGUGGGUGGGUGUAUGUGCGCUAUAAAAUUAUAAAAUGGUUUGGACCCAGAUCAAGUUAGUUGCACUUUAAGCCACAUUGAUAGCUAGAUAGUCAUUUAUUAUGACCAUCAUAAUCCUUGUAUAUUUCAGUUAACCUAGAUAUGCCUAACUUUCUGGAUCCAACCCAAUAUAGCUGAUUGGUUAUGUCAUAUUUCUAAAAGUCUGAUUCACUGCAGGUUGGGCUUUGACAAAAGUCAAAGUAAAGCAACGUAUGUUACAGGCUAAAUGAGACUACUCUUGGACCACAAUAAAUGAACAUUCAACUUGAUGCAAAGCUUCUUUAGAUUCUAAUAUUAAAAGUGAUGUCUGCAAAACUAGCCCCAUAUAGUCAAAUCCAUACAAAGAAGAGAAUGACAAAUCUUUUAUGCAGCUUCUAUUUUUAAGGGUUCUUGUUCUUAGCAUUAGGCUACAUUAGGAAACUACAAGGUGAGAAUUUAUAUCCUAUCAAUUGCCAACAGAAGUGCUAGGGAAAAAACGGCACCAUGUGCUCUGAACUGCCAUUUGAAACUGCCAGUUUGUUUGUUUUUUAAAAAAUGUAUUUGUAACUUAAUAGUCUUUUGACAAAAUACUAAUGACCUGCAAUUUGUGUUCUAUUUGCCAAUUAAAAAGUGUUUUAUUUCUGAAAA